Ziziphus jujuba (common jujube) is the source of this 794-nucleotide messenger RNA. Its product is annotated as outer envelope pore protein 21B, chloroplastic. The transcript has 5 exons. Gene Ontology annotation, biological process: regulation of monoatomic anion transport. The record is from RefSeq and is a predicted model, not a curated record. The coding region runs from base 146 to 649 and encodes 167 amino acids. Lineage: Eukaryota; Viridiplantae; Streptophyta; Magnoliopsida; Rosales; Rhamnaceae. Gene Ontology annotation, molecular function: voltage-gated monoatomic anion channel activity.
GUUGGACUUUGGAGGGUCGGAUAGCGGAGUGGAGGAGGACAGGAAGGUAUACUGAUAAGAUUGCUUCCCUCCCAGCCCCCCGCCAUGUCUAUCUCCAUCUGGAACUAGGGUUUUAGUGGAUUUUGACUUUCCUCGAAUCUCUCAGAUGGAGACCUCCCUAAGAUAUCGCAGUGAUUCCAAAGCUUUAAAGAUCCAUGCUAAGGAGAAAAUCCCAAUCGACUCCAAAUUACACUUGCAGGUUCAUGCGGAGCUGGAUACAAGGGUUGGAACUCCGAGUCAUCUCAGUGCGGUUUUGAGACGCUUCUUUCCAGAUUUCUCGGCAAGCUUAGGUGUUGGAUUACGAUAUGAUAAGCAUGAGAAACUGCGGUACAACAUCCGUGGUAAGAAGUCAUUCCCUGUGACAACUGACGGCCAAUUGAGCUUUAAUAUCAAGGGACAAUGCGAUGCCGACAAAGAAUUAAGAGAGAGGAGGCCGAAAGGUGCUGCUGAAUUUACUUGGAGUAUUUUGAAUUUUCAGAGGGAUCAAGAUGUUAGGCUCAAAUUUGGCUAUGAAGUGAUAGAACAGGUUCCAUAUGUGCAGAUCAGAGAAAACAAUUGGACAUUAAAUGCUGAUAGUAAUGGUAGAUGGAAUGUGAGAUUUGAUUUGUGAGAAGACAAGACAGAGCUUGACAUAAUUUUGAGGUGACAUGUAUCAAUGCAGAGCAUAUUAUUCUAUUUUUGAAUUAUAAUGGACAGCUUCUCAGCUGAAACUGAUUAGUGAGUAAUGUUAUUGCCAGAUUUUUGGGGGCCCUUAA